AUGGCAGACACAUACACGGAAGGGCCCCCGCCGGCCCUCGCAGAAGUCAAGAAACCCAAAAAGAAGAAGGUCCUGCUCAUGGGCAAGUCCGGCUCCGGCAAGUCCAGCAUGCGCAGCAUCAUCUUCAGCAACUACAUCGCCCGCGACACCCGCCGCCUCGGCGCCACGAUCGACAUCGACCUCUCCCACGUGAAAUUCCUCGGCAACCUCACCCUCAACCUCUGGGACUGCGGCGGCCAGGAGGCCUUCAUGGAGAACUACCUCUCCCAGCAGCGCGUCCACGUCUUCUCCAACGUCGGCGUCCUCAUCUACGUCUUCGACAUCGAGUCCCGCGACAUCGACCGCGACCUCGCCACCUACGUCUCCAUCAUCUCCGCCCUCCUCCAGUUCUCCCCGCAAGCAAAGAUCUACGUCCUCAUCCACAAGAUGGACCUCGUCGUCCCCGCACACCGCGAGUCCGUCUACGACGACCGCGUCCGCGUCGUCCGCCAGAAGACCGCAGAGUACGCAAACUCCAUCGGCUACCUCUCCCACCAACAACAGCAGCAACAGGCAGACGACAGCAACGACCCCAGCAGCCCCGUCCAGCAGCCGCCGCAGACGGGCGCCUUCGACAUCACCCCCUUCGCGACCUCCAUCUGGGACCAGUCCCUCUACAAGGCCUGGGCCAGCAUCAUCCACGACCUCGUCCCCAACCUCGCCACCAUCGAGCGCAACCUCGCCAACCUCGGCGUCGCCAUCGAGGCCGAGGAGCUUCUCCUCUUCGAGCGCACCUCCUUCCUCGCCGUUUCCUCCUGGACCUCCGAGGAGGGCCAGCGCAACCCCACAGAGGACCGCCUCGAGCGCAUGUCCAACAUCAUGAAGCACUUCAAGCAGACCAUCUCCCGCUUCACGGGGACCCCGCGCAACGCCGAGCAGUUCGUCCGCAUGGAGCACAAGGCCGGCACCCGCUUCAACCUCUUCAUCCUCAAAUUCACGACAAACACGUAUCUGAUGGUCGUCCUGCCGCCCGGCGAGGCGCGGUUCAACGCCGCCAUGCUCAAUUGCCAGAUUGCCAUUGAGCACUUUAAGUUUCUCGACGGGCCGGCGACGAUGAUGGCGCACAGCGGGGCGGCUGGGCCUGCGUGA
Molecule: messenger RNA, 1128 nt
Organism: Colletotrichum siamense
Lineage: Eukaryota; Fungi; Ascomycota; Sordariomycetes; Glomerellales; Glomerellaceae
Gene: Rraga
Product: Ras-related GTP-binding protein A
Exons: 1
Coding region: 1-1128 (375 amino acids)
Biological process (GO): positive regulation of TOR signaling; cellular response to starvation; cellular response to amino acid stimulus
Cellular component (GO): Gtr1-Gtr2 GTPase complex; fungal-type vacuole membrane; nucleus
Molecular function (GO): GTP binding; GTPase activity
Source: RefSeq, a predicted model, not a curated record